ACUCCGUUGCCAAAAACCCUCCUUUUUUCUCUUUCUAGCUUAUUUUAUAAACCCUUUUUUUCUCUUCUUCCAGAUGUUCUCUCAAUCCCAAUCCCAUUUCCUUUCGUUCCCCUCCAAAUCCCUCUCUUGUUCUCCCAACAAAACUCCCUUCCUUUCAUGCCCCGCCUUCAAAACCCUCGCCAUUUCUCUCCGAUCGAAAGCUAUGAUUCCCCGCUCCAAACUCUCCGCUAACACCGACCCUUCUUUAUUAAACGACACCCAUCUCGACCGUUUCACCGAGGUCGGCAACAAGCUAGCCGAUGCCGCCGGUGAAGUCAUUCGCAGCUAUUUCAGGAAGAAAUUCGACAUUAUUGAUAAAGAAGAUUUGAGUCCAGUGACCAUUGCCGAUCAAGCUGCUGAGGAAUCUAUGGUUUCGAUUAUAAUGGAGAACCUUCCCUCUCAUGCAAUUUAUGGGGAGGAGAAAGGGUGGAGGUGUAAAGAGGAAUCUGCAGUUUAUGUUUGGGUUUUAGACCCAAUAGAUGGCACAAAAAGUUUCAUUACUGGGAAACCGGUGUUCGGUACUCUCAUUGCUUUGAUGAAGAACGGUAAACCAAUUCUUGGCAUAAUUGAUCAGCCUGUCCUUAGAGAAAGAUGGAUUGGAAUAAGUGGAAGGGCAACCACAUUGAACGGACAGGAGGUGGCUACACGAGCUUGUACAGAACUGUCGCGAGCGUAUUUGUACACCACAAGUCCCCAUCUAUUCAGUGGAGAUGCUAACGAGGCAUUUGCUCGUGUUAGAGAUAAGGUGAAAGUGCCACUAUAUGGCUGUGACUGCUACGCCUAUGCCCUCUUGGCUUCUGGUUAUGUGGAUCUUGUCGUCGAGUCUGGUCUCCGGCCCUACGAUUUCUUCGCCCUUAUACCUGUUAUAGAGGGUGCUGGGGGUGUUAUAACCGACUGGAAGGGAAAUCAGCUCCAUUGGGAAGCUUCUGCAAGUUCGCGAGCUACAUGCUUUAAUGUAGUGGCAGCUGGAGACGAACAGAUUCACCAACAAGCUCUAGAUGCCCUGCAAUGGCAGUGAGAGACUUUGCUGCAUCUUUUAACUCAAGAAACCAACUAUGCAACAGAAUCAGGUGGGACUGCAUUUAGCAUGUUUCCUGUGUUGAAUAUGCAGGUAAUAAGUGUGUCGGAGUCGAUCGGGGUGGUUAAAAUAUGUGGAAGCUCUAAUCGGAAUGAAAUUUAGUUCAUUUGGUAUCGAUUUAGUCUAUAUGAUUCGGUAUACACUGCUACAAGUUGUAGUUGAUUGAAAACGCUCAAACUACAUUGAAAUAUUUUUUCAGUAUGAAAUUUAAUUUAGGGUAAGUUACACUAA
Molecule: messenger RNA, 1348 nt
Organism: Hibiscus syriacus
Lineage: Eukaryota; Viridiplantae; Streptophyta; Magnoliopsida; Malvales; Malvaceae
Product: bifunctional phosphatase IMPL2, chloroplastic-like
Exons: 9
Coding region: 74-1057 (327 amino acids)
Biological process (GO): L-histidine biosynthetic process
Molecular function (GO): histidinol-phosphatase activity
Source: RefSeq, a predicted model, not a curated record